GAAUAAGGCCCCAGUUCUUAGUUUAUUCGACCAUCCAUAAACACAUACGUGAAAACUCUUGCUCCCGAUAAUAACCGACAUUAGUAAUAAACUAUUGCAACGUUUUGGAAAUAAUUAGUGGUGAUUAGGAGAUUUGGAUCCAGUUGUAGUUCAAUACACCUGAUACGCGAUUAACAACAUGAUGCUUCUACAAGCUAAGGAAGCAUUGCUGAGCAUAGUGCUGCUACUUCUAACAAGCACAUCAUUCACCUCUGCCUACUACGAUCCAGAGUACGAAUACCACCUGAAAUGCGCCAACCCAGAAUACCACAAGGGCUCCGGUGCGGGAGUCUACGCACAAGCCUACUCAGCCCCUGCUCCCAAGUAUGGAGCACCCAAAUACUCAGCACCUGCACCCAGUUACAGUGCACCCAGUUACAGUGCACCCAGCUACAGUGCACCCAGCUACAGUGCACCUAGUUACAGUGCACCUUCUCACAGUUAUGAGGCCAACAGCUAUGCUGCACCUCCUCCCAGCUACAAGUCACUGACCUCCACCUAUGGAGUUCCCGCUGCACCAAGCUACAGUGCACCAGCUGCACCAAGCUACAGUGCACCAGCUGCAGCAAGCUACAGUGCACCAGCUGCACCAAGCUACAGUGCCCCUUCAUACUCCUCAAGCUCAUCCUCAGGAUCCUCUUACUCAUCCGGAUCGUCUUACUCUUCAGGGUCUGCCUACUCUUCAGGUUCAGCGUACUCUUCAGGCUACGCCGCAUCUGCCUUGAAAGGAGGUUACUCGUCUGGUGAAGGCGCUCAUCUGAAGGCCUACUACAAGCCCACCCCACCUGAACUGAAGGGCUACUCAGCUGCUGCUGCCGUCCCAACUAUUAAAUAUGGCGCCCCUGCAGCUGCUGCUGUCCCAGUCAUCAAGUUCUCUGCCCCCACACCUGCCCCACUCUACACUCCCGCCCCUGCCCCACUUUACACUCCUGCCCCAACCUAUGGUGCCCCCACAUCCGCCCCUGCACUCUACACCCCUGCCCCAACCUACGGAGCACCCUCAGGCUACAAAUAUGAAGCUCCUGCUGUCAAGUUCUCCCUGCCUGAGUCCAAACCAUCCUACGCCAGCUCAUCAUCCUACAAAUACUCUGCUCCAGCCUACGCCACUGGAGAAAGUCUCUCCUCAUACAGUUCAUCUGGAUCUUCAGGAUACAAGAGCUCAUCAAGCUACUCAUCAUCUGGAUCCUCAGGAUACAAGAGCUCAUCCGCCUACUCCUCAUCUGCCCCAGCUUCCUCUUACAAGGAAUCCGGAUCCUACUCAUACUCUGCACCUGCCAAGGUCUUCUACACAGCUUCCGCAGCUCCAGCACCCUACUCUUCAUCCAUCACCUCCUCCUACAAGUCCUACUCAGCUCCCUCUUACUCAUCCUCCUCAUCAUCCGGCUACUCAGCUAGCUCAUCAGCCAGCCAAGGAGCUAGCUCUUCUGGAUACUACUCAUCGAAGCCCAUUGUUGUGAAGCCUGCUUAUGCUUAUGAAUCAUCAGGAUCCUCAGGUUAUGCUUCAGGAGCUUCAAGUGGUUACGCAUCAGGUGCAUCUUCAGGAUACUCUGGACAUUCUUCAAGCUCAUACGGUGGACACUCUGCUGCCGGACAGUCAAGCAGCUCGACCUACUACGGAGGAGCUUCAACUGGAUCCUCAUACUCUUCAUCAUCCUCAGCCGCUGCUCCAUCUGUUUCCUACUCUGGAUCUGCUUCCUCCCAGUACCAUGGAGCCAACCAGGCUGCCAACCAAGUCUCGUCAUCUCAGUACGCUUCAUCACACUACUCGGCUCCAAGCACCUACAAAAGCAGCUCCCACAGCUACUCUGGACCUUCCUCUCAGGGAAGUCCCGCUUAUGCUGUAUCAGCUGGUCAUUCCUCAGGAGAGGGGUCAUCUGGAUACAAGUCCGUCCAUGACAAGCACCUCGAAUACUACAACGACAACCCAAGGUACGCUUUCGAGUACUCAGUGAACGAUCCCCACACCGGAGACAACAAGCACCAGAAGGAAGAGAGAGAGGGUGAUGUCGUGAAGGGAGUCUACUCCCUGGUAGAGCCCGACGGCAGCACCCGUACCGUCCAAUACACCGCCGACUGGGAGACCGGAUUCCACGCACAAGUCUCCAAUUCCAAGGCUGCAGCCCCAAGUGGCCCCGCCUACAAGGCAUAAGCAAUCUUCAAGUCAGCAUUAAGUGCAUGAGUACCACUCAGGGAUCGGUGCAAGCGCUUGUCCCUGCAUAACACCAAUCAGCUUUUCAACCAAAAUCUAUGGACAUCUCUCUAUUCAGUCUAGGUUUUAAGACAAAUGGUCAAAAAUACUUCAGGUUAUUCAACUCGAUCGAGGGUUGAAUUCAAAAGCGUCACAUAGAAUUCAGAUAGUAAGAAUUAAACCAAGCUCAGUAUCAUAGUUAUGUUUACAAGUUGAAUUACACUUAGUAAUCACCAUAGUUGAAGGGAGAAGAGUUUAAACACGUGUAAAUUUUUCAAACUUAUAAGGUAGCUGAAAACCCAAAUGUGAAAAAUAUUGUUCACUUACUACUUAUAUUGUUCUCUAUACCACUUCAUGGUAACGAGCCAAUGGUGCUUCUUGAUAAUAUUGAGAAUCAGAUAGGUGGAAUCUCACGAGUAUAAUAUUUAGUUUUAUUGAAAAUUCCAUCAAGUUACCACUAAUUCUUAGUUACCAUUUUUCAUCAAUUAUAUGAACAAAACCUUGAAUUAACUAAAAGAAAAAUUGGAAAUUUCGAAGGAUUUGUGCUUGAAAACAUGAGAUAAUUAGCUGUGAUGGGAUAGUGAAGAGAAUAUUACUAAAAGGAUUUUCAAAUUUCUAAUGACACCUCCUAUAACUAUCAACUUGAAACUAUCAUUCCUUACCAUUGUAUCUCUAUUGAAUAUUAAGUGAUGCUCCCAUCAGAAAUGGCAUAGGCUCACUCAAUUUCCUUUUUAGCUUCUUCAACUAUCGAUUCCAUCAUUACCUGGAACGCUAGAAGCCUUUCUUAGCUUUUCAUUCAUUAUUUUAAGCGAGAACUUGUAAGUCUGCAUACAAAGGAAUGAACAGUAGAAAUAUAUGGCAUUAUCUGACCCAAUCUGUGAUUCAAUUUCAGGUCAGUAAGCUGUGGGUGUCUUGAGAGAUAAACUCUCUCCACAUACUUCUAGAACCCAAGGAAUUUCUUUGUCCAAUGGAAGGGGGCAUUACAGUACUAGAAGAUACUAGUAACAAGUAGGAUAAAGACUAAAAGCUUUGACGUUAGGCACUUUAAAAGUGGGAGAAAGAUCAACAGCUUUAGAAAAGAGUAAAAAGCAGAUUGGGAACAAACUAUUUGUAUGGUUUUGUCCUGUUCUGAAUGUAAAGGUGCAAAAAAGACACGCAAGAAUAAAGAGGAGAUAAAGGAAAGUAGUUGUCUGUGGUCUGGUCUGAACAUAGGUUCUUUCGUGUAAGAACCACAAAGACUACUUAUUCAAUUAUGCAGUUUGAACUUCUUGUACUGUUUAUUUGCAAAACAUUCCUAAGAUCAUAGUCAACUCGCCCCGAGGCAAAAACACUCUUACGAAAUUAUUUGCCUCCAGUUAUAGCCUACUUGAAAAUGCGCCAUAACUUCCAGACAGCAUUCUUCGUCCAAAGAAGCUAGAUACAACAAUUUCGUAAUUUAUGUUAUACUUUCUUCAUGUAACAAGUCAUAUGAGCAUACAAGGUCCGGUUAUAAGUAUGAAAAAUUAUCACGCCUCAAAUUCUUUAAACAAGUUUUCAAAAUAGACAUUACUUGAUUGUGAUGAUGGAAUCAUGUACCCUACAUUUCAAAGCAAAUUUCCACCAUAAUGGAAAGAAAAUGAGCUUUUAAUUCUCCUACAUACUCAAGUUCUACUCCAAUUAUGUUACUUAUCUAUUUCCCAUUACUUGUUUUUCCUUAUAUCGUUUAUUUCAUUCGAGUAUUCUACUUGUAUCUGUAGUUUUUAUUCCUUCAAGCAGUAUAUCCUCCGAACUUGCACUCUUUUGAAAUGCGUAACUACAUUCCAAUACUUGUGUUUCAACUUUUCCGAUUAACAUUUUUUCUACAAAAAUACAUUACCGGUAGGCUAGUUUGAAUUUAAAAUGAAUUUUCUCUCUCCUUCUGAAAUAGUAGAUGAUUAGUCAUUCUCCUUCAUUUGUUUCAAGUACCUUUUGAGCAUUCAGAAUUAGGCACUCUAAUUAUUUUUAUCCCAUUCUAAUUAUUCACGGAUCCUUAUCUUUGAGAUCGAUAUCAAUGUUUCAUAUGCAAACGAAACCACUUUUCGUAAUGCAUUGCUCCUCAUAAAAGUCAUUUUCGGUCGAGAACUUUGAAUAAUGGCAAAGCUGACUAAUUGAUAGUUAUGUAAUAGGCCAUGAUCUGAAUAAAUUAUGCUGACCAAAAUGUGUAACACUUGAUGGAAACCCAAUCACAAGAACCAGCCAGUUACUAGCAGCUUGUCGGAACUGUUACAGAAAUGUCACGUGAUAUCAAUGCAUUAUAGACUGUUUCUAAUUAAUAAUACGAACAACUUUUUCAGCUUUUAUUCGAAAGCAACACUAAAUUACGACAUUAACAGGUUGGGUCCGAGUAUUGAUAAUAUGCAAACGAUUUGGCCGCCGGCGGUUUUGGCUCUCAAGUUGUAGGUAUGCCAGACUUGCAACUUUUCCAGGUUAUUGACAUCAACUUUGCUCUCGAUCAUUCAUCGAUCACGUCCAACGAGAUUUCACAAAGUUGUUCUACAAUAUUUUGUUUGCCAAUCGAAUGAAAUUUGUUGAGAAAUUCAGAGCACAUUCAUGUUUUACGCUAUAGAAAUAAUACGCUUAGGAAAUAAUAUUUCCAGAAUAUAUUUCAAGAUUCUUGAUAGCACCUCUUUGGCUUUUAAUAUUCUAAUCUGGCAACUAGAUUAAAAAUACUCUAUUCUAUCCUCACUUAUCCAUUCUAGAGUUCUUCAGCUUUGCUUGUACAGUAUUGCCAGUUCUCUCUUCAUCAGUAUGAUUCUUGUUUAUUAUAUGUAUUUUUUCUAUAUAUCAUCCUAUUUCUUUCUACUGCUGUCAUCCAUAAUUUCUUUCUACACUCAAUGCUCUCUACAAAACAGUUUUGAAACUCUUUAGCCUACGCUGAUGAGUUUUUCUCAACUACUACACUGUAAUUUCUACGCUUAUAUUCUCUUGUAGGUGUAAGUCUUAUUUCUUCUCCCAGCUCAUUUUCAUGAUGUUAUCAAUUCAAUUAUACCCAUCACAGCUAUUAUAGAAUUUUUUUGACUUUUUCGUGAUCAAGUUACGAUUAAGUGAGAUUGUCGGAAUCAUCAAACAACUAGUGCCAUUAUCUUAGUAUUAGCCUACUUCAUUGUGCCAUUUUUAUUCAUUGAAUAUAUUCAUGUAAAACCAAAUCAUAUUUCAUGCACCAAUUAGUUUCUAAAGAAAUACUCUGAAAUUUUCUAGAUUAUAGUUACCAGAGAAACUAGUGAAAUCACCCAAUUCGAAGUUACCUAAAAGUUAAUUCGAACUUCUAAAACGUCUAAUCAAUCAUAAUCAUCUUCAUACCUGAAUCGUGUAAAUUUCAUUGGAAAAAUUCGAGUUUUAAUGAAAAUUAGGUUAACCUUCAUCCAAUAAUAUGUUUAAUUACCCACUAUCAGGAGUGGGUCAUCCAACUUGAAUUAUUAUCGACCAACUUAAUAAUAUUAAGUAUUGUAUAUAGUGAUAUGUGAUAUCAAUUUUUGUAUUGUGAAGGGAGUUUUGUACUUUUAUAUAACAUUUGUAAUAAAAGUUGAAAAAAUAAAAUAAAAAAACAACAUUUUU
Nilaparvata lugens (brown planthopper) is the source of this 5800-nucleotide messenger RNA. RefSeq lists its product as uncharacterized. Gene Ontology annotation, cellular component: extracellular matrix. The record is from RefSeq and is a predicted model, not a curated record. Bases 179 to 2188 code for a protein of 669 amino acids. NCBI's taxonomy places the organism in Eukaryota, Metazoa, Arthropoda, Insecta, Hemiptera, Delphacidae. The transcript has 3 exons.